Molecule: messenger RNA, 1142 nt
Organism: Podarcis raffonei (Aeolian wall lizard)
Lineage: Eukaryota; Metazoa; Chordata; Lepidosauria; Squamata; Lacertidae
Product: phospholipase A2 inhibitor gamma subunit B-like
Exons: 5
Coding region: 52-846 (264 amino acids)
Cellular component (GO): extracellular region
Molecular function (GO): phospholipase inhibitor activity
Source: RefSeq, a predicted model, not a curated record
GACACUAGGUGGCAACCACAUAAAUAUACUUGAUCGCUGGAGAGCUCUUAGAUGCCUUCUCCCUCUUUCUGGGAAGUGUUGGUCUGCAAUAAACCAGCCCAGCUCUUUCAGAUGCAAAGAUCUUUUGCUGCAAGCAACGGAUUUUCAAACCUGGCUCUGAUUCUAGUCUUGAAACAGAUGUCUGGUGCCAUGAGCAGUGUUUUCCUCACCUGCCUCCUUUAUAUUUUCAUACCUGCAGGGUUUUCCCUGGAGUGUUGGAGUUGUGAAACAACUGGAAGGAAUUGCCAAGGGCAGAGGCAAACUUGCCCCAUUGAUUACGAAGAAUGCGGUGUCCUUCAGUUGGAGAGGUCAUUCGGACAAAAUAAGCAGACAACUGUGAAGAACUGCACCCAAUCUAACAACUGUGACAAAGAACUUGCAGUUUUCAAUAUGGGCAAGAGGCGGACAAUACUGGGCAAGAUUUCGUGCUGCACAGCAGAUGACUGCAAGAGCAUUAACCCCUUGCGUCCUAGAAAAAUCACAGUUAACGGAUUUAGAUGCCCGUCUUGCUAUUCUGUGCACGGCGUGUGUGUGGAAGAGUCUAUGGAAUGUUCUGGAGAUGAGUACUAUUGCGCUCAGUUGUUUCAGACCCCAAGUACAGGAGGGAACACUGUGACCGUCAUAAAGGGGUGUGCAAACAAGGCUUACUGUGAUCAGAUGGAGAAGUUUGCCUCUGCAGCCAAGAUGAGGUUACUUGAGACAAGCCAUUGUGUACUAGCCUCCAGAGCAGUUAGCAUCAUUCCAGAAUUGUUUGGACUUUUCCUCUCCAGCCAUGCUGGGCUCCUGUUUGUGACAGGCCUUCCGUGAUCCCUGCAUGAUAAACCUGAGCUAUUUCUCCUUUCCGCUCAGGCCUUAUCCAGAACAUCGCCUUUUUUUGACGAACGUAGAGCUAAGAGAGUCACAUCUUCCAGGAAAUAUUUUCAAAAAAAAGAGCGCUUCCUAUAUAUAUAAAAUAUAAUUUAUUAUUUAUACCCCGCCCAUCUGGCUGGGUUUCCCCAGCUACUCUGGGCAGCUUCCAACAAAAUAUUGAAAUACAAUUAUUUUAUUUUAUUUUUAUUAUUUAUAUUUUGGAAGGAGAACGGACACACGUGUAGCAUUUACAG